Molecule: messenger RNA, 1335 nt
Organism: Aaosphaeria arxii CBS 175.79
Lineage: Eukaryota; Fungi; Ascomycota; Dothideomycetes; Pleosporales
Exons: 3
Coding region: 1-1335 (444 amino acids)
Biological process (GO): positive regulation of transcription from RNA polymerase II promoter by galactose
Cellular component (GO): nucleus
Molecular function (GO): zinc ion binding; DNA-binding transcription factor activity, RNA polymerase II-specific; RNA polymerase II cis-regulatory region sequence-specific DNA binding
Source: RefSeq, a predicted model, not a curated record
AUGUCCUUUAACUCUUCACUGGCCAAUGCAUCUGGACUCGCAUUGUCUACGGAGACCGCCUCCGUUCCAAGCUCUGAGCAUCUCCCCACCUUCGAUCCUACCAUUGCGGCCCAAACCGUAGAUCAAUCGCCUCUCCAGCAGGCGAACAAAAAGAGACGACCCUCCAAGGGCAAAGUCCAAACCGAUCUUCGACGGGUGUCUUCAACGCCACACAUGCGCAAUCUUGCCCUCCAGACCACCGCUGGCGACCUCUCGCCCACUGCCGACAAGCGGCGGAACAAGCUGGGCUACCAUCGCACCUCAGUUGCUUGCGGACAUUGUCGACGUAGGAAGAUCCGGUGCCUAGUAGCGCAGGAUGACCCCCAAGGUCGUUGCGCCAACUGCAUUCGACUGAAGAAGGAAUGUAACUUCUACCCAGUCGAACAGAAUCCGGAGAACCAACCACGCGCUCCGACUACCGCGUCGACGGAGACGGGAAGUGGUGCCCCAGUGUCGUCUACUACAUCCUCACCUCACCAUCCCUCAGCUGCAGGAGAGAAAGUAGACGAGUUCCGACCACCUUUUCCAGGGCCACCUCUUCAAACCUCCAAGUUUGCAGCGCAACCAGAUGUUGAGAUAGACCCCAAUCUAUCUGGCCCACCCAGCGCGAUGCAAUUACAGCACCCACCUUACACUUACCCGCCGGCGAUAGAGACGCAGUGGAACACGCCUGCAUACCUACCAUCUUCUUCUGUGGCGGAAUCCUCGCCUUCUUCGUCUGGAUUUUGGCAGCCCUCGCCAUCGACCGCAAACUCGGCUUACGGUAGCGAUUCUAAUGUUUCUGGAGGGCGCACUCCAGCGACCAUGAGCACCGCAUCUACCAUGUCCUACGCAGGUCACCAAGAUCCCCAUGGUUGGAAUCAGCCGAGCAUGCAGCCCCCCGGCAGGUCUAUGUCCUUCCCAAAUAUCGAAGGGGUCGGCCCCUCGCAAUACGCAAACCCAGGGCUUGGUAUCCAACACGACUAUUCUCGCCGAACAUCGCCAUACCCGUACCCCACGACGAUCGACACGAACCCAGCGACAUUGCACAGCACGACUACCCUCGGGAGCAAUGGCUCAGCUCCCCUGUCUGCGCCCAUACUUCCCAACCAACACCAACAGUUCAACUACCCCGCACCCUGGAAUCCUUUUGGGGGGAUGCCGCAAAGCGCAGGCCAUGAAAUGCCUGCUCAGCCUCGAUCUAUGAGCGUACAAUGGUAUCAUGAAUCCGGGCAACUUGGCCAGGUUCAGGAGGAAAGCGGACAACCUGUUGGUUACCCAAAUGGAAUGCCUCAUCAGUUUUAUACCGGAUCUUGA